CAGAUACAGAUAUUUAGACACGUAGGCCAGGAAAGCGCUAACCACGGUCCUGUGACCACGCAGGUUCCCCGGACACGCCUUUUACAUUGUUAGUACCGAUCAGCGAACACAGACAAACCUGUCAACUUAAGUCUACUCGCUGGAUUUCAUCUCCAUGGCAACAAGCAUGGAAGGCCAAGAGGUGACUCCAGCAGGAAUUCUGAAGAGCCGCAAUGAUGUGACAGUGAAUAAUGAGUAGUACCUACUGUGGCAACUCCUCAGCUAAGAUGAGUGUCAACGAAGUAUCAGCUUUCUCAUUGACUCUGGAGCAAAAAACCGGCUUUGCUUUUGUUGGGAUUUUGUGUAUCUUCUUGGGACUGCUUAUUAUCAGAUGCUUCAAAAUCCUCUUGGACCCGUAUAGUAGCAUGCCUUCCUCUACAUGGGAAGAUGAAGUUGAAGAGUUUGAUAAAGGGACAUUUGAACAUGCACUUGCGUGAGAGUACCAGCUUUAUGGUUUUUAGGGUUAUGCCACUGGGACACGUGGUGGUUACAAUUGUAAUUACCUUGAGUGUGCUGGAGAGAGUCUCAUUUCAUUCAUUGAAUUCAAUAAAUGUGUACGGUUAAUUUAACCAUCAUGCUGUGUAAAUAAGCCUUUGCUGGGGUUCCUCACUUUCUCCUGUCCCCACAUCAAGGUUUCUAAUGAAUA
Messenger RNA from Ceratotherium simum simum (southern white rhinoceros), 685 nucleotides. RefSeq names its product cortexin 2 (gene CTXN2). Lineage: Eukaryota; Metazoa; Chordata; Mammalia; Perissodactyla; Rhinocerotidae. The record is from RefSeq and is a predicted model, not a curated record.